AUUCAAGUACAUUAUUAAGAAGUACAGUUCCCAUUCUCAAGCUUUUAUAGAAGCCGUGUUACAUGAGUUCUCCCUAACGUGGAUGGAGGCUCGUAACUAAUGUGGUAGUACAACUCCGAAGAGAGUUGCUGUACUACAUUUUAUAGGAUUAAUUUACUAUAUAUUAAAAAUGCUUUUGAGAAUUUCUGGGUAUCUGAGAGACUGUGUGAUCCCAGAUUGGAGAAACAUCAUUGAGUGCAGCGUUGAUGAAUUCCCUACUGGAAUUUUGAUGCGUGGGGUGGGAUUAUUUCACCAGCGCUGCACUCAAUUAUGUUUUUUCACUUCCUGGAACAUUGCUAUAUCUAGAAAUUGCCAAGAAAAUUUCUGUUCUUUGUAAGUAGGUAAGGUGGGACUUUCCUUUUUCUUUUUCUUGUUGGUAAUGGCUUCAUUUUUUGUUUCUACAUGUUACUUUUAGGAUCAUUAAUCUAACUUAAUUCAGAUCAUGAAUUGAAAAAUUGAUAGGAUGACUUAGCACAACAAUGACAGUAACUUGCUUUAUCAUUUUACUUCAUGCAAGCUUAAUUUUCUGUUACAUUUCAAGGAAGCAGGGGGACGAACACCAAAAGCUGUGAAUUGCACCAUUUUCUUUGAUAUGUGAAGCUGCCUGUUUGAAUCCAAGGCACAAUACAAUAGGACUGCAAGGUUUUUUUUUAUUUUUUUAAGAGGAAUAUUGCAGCUGAUAGUCAACCAUACUAAUUAGCCCCUGUGUCUCCGUAAUAGCCUGGAAACUACUGGAGUUUGAUAAAACUACAAGAGUUAGAUAAAACUACAAAAGUUAGGUAACGAGCCAUAAGAUCUCGGGUCAAAUGUUACACUUACAACUCUCAAGCUUAAAUACGAGGUCUCUCCUAAGCCUACCUCAUCAUUGAUUACUAGGCUAAUGAGGUCUCUCCUAAGCCUACCUCAUCAUUUAUUACUAAGCUAAUGAAUCAUCGGUGAUUGCAAGGUUUUUCAGGAGACUAGAAGAAAUAAAGAUUUAUAAUUUCAUAUGGGUUGGGCUUUGGUUUUCACAUUUUGGAUUGGAUUAGACUUGUGUAAGAUGUAUCUCUAUUGGACCGAAAUAAUUGUCACUUAUUAUUUAAACACCUUGAAAAAAUUCAUUGCUUAUUAAAAAGAGAUGGACAAGUCCAAUUUGAUUCAUUUGGGUUCUCGAGAAUUGUUUCAGAGUAUUCACAGGUCUGGCACAACAUUUUUACCAAAUGUGAUUGCUUUUUGACGUUGGAAUGGCAGACACUUCAUUUGCUAGCUAUUAACUUUGUUUUGUGGGUACUAAAAUAACCUUUUCCUUCUUUUAAACCAUUGCUCUACCUGUUGGAAGCUGCAAUAAGCCAGUUUAUGCAGUUGAGAUUUAUACCUGACAAGGCCUGCCUUGGCAAUGCUAGUGACUGUGAGUCUAAAAUAAAUGAUUUGAUUCAAAAUGGUAUGCAAUAGAAGAGAAUUGCAUUGAUCACAGAAACCUUUCUGAUAAACACCCAACAAUUUAUCUACAUUUUUUAAAAAGUUUUUAAAAAUUGCAGAUCCUUAUCUUGUUAAAUUCUGCCCACAUCUAACUAACCAAUAUCAGAAAUUUAAUUAGGGGGUAUCAUGUUGUGAAAUUAUGAAAAAUAAAGAAAAAAAUAGAAACUUUUAUCAUUAGCAGAAAAGAAAUGUUACAAUCUGCAAUUGCAUCAGUAACACAGCAAAUAAAAGCUGCCAUAAAUUGCAUUAUGCAAAUUUGAAUUCCUGAGCAAAACAGCCUCCAAAAUCACAGAAAGAAUAUAAAAUAGAAAUCAAUGUGAUAUGGUGAUAUGGUACGCUUGUGUAUAUAUGAUUACAAUAGCUGGUGGGGUGUCACUGCAAAAGAUUCCAAGAUAACGCUUCUGUUAAUCUCUGUGUGUGUGUGUGUGAGAGAGAGAGAGAGAGAGAGAGAUUCAUCAAUCUCUUAAAUCAUCGAUGGUGACUAUAUUGAAGAUUUCGAGACCAAAUUGGACUCCCCCUUUUCCCCAAAAUUACACCUUUUUGCCAUCUGUUUUUCUCUCCGCGCCUCCUCCCUACCAUAAAUGCCCUCCUUCCCGAAAACCCUUCACUUCUCUCUUACUUCACUCAAUCCCUUCUCUAUUUUCUAUAUCACCAGCUCUCGCUGUUUCUGUCACUCUCCCGAGGAAGUUGCGAAUUUUACGGGAAAGUUAAAAUCUUUUCUUCCUUAAUGGAGGAAAAUGAGCCUCUGCCUGAACAUCUUCGCUGUAAGCGGACCGAUGGGAGGCAAUGGCGGUGCAAUAGGAGAGUCAUGGACGAUAAGAAGCUCUGCGAAAUUCACCAUCUCCAGGGCCGUCAUAGACAGUACAAGAGGAAAGUACCCGAGUCACUGAAAUUGCAAAGGAAGUACAGCAAGAAAUCAACGGCCAAUGCGGAUUCAUUGUCUCACAAUGUCGAAAUUAGGGCACAGAAAGAGGAAAGAUUAUCACGAUUGGUGAAAUUGGAGAAGCCUAUGAAGAGAAAGAAAUCGAUCGGUGAAUCUGAAGCGCUUGAUGAGGCUGUGAAGAAGAUGAGGCUAAAGAGAGGGGAUUUGCAGCUGGAACUAAUACGAAUGGUGUUGAAAAGAGAGGUAGAGAAGAGAAAGAAGAAGAAAAAGAAGAAAAAGAAGAAAGUUGUGGCAGAGGAGAUUAAUAGUGAUAUUGACAACGAAAUUGAUAGCAGUAAUAGUGAGGGAGAGUUAAUGAGAGAUUUGCCUAAUGGAUUAAUGGCAAUAUCUCCUGCUAAACAUUUUGGCAAUGUGGCUGCUGCUUCUUCUUCUACGCCCUGUGAUAUCAAAAUUGGAGCUGCUGAUUUCAGUGCUAUUACUAGAAGAUGUUUUCGGUCCAAAAACAUUGAGCCAAUGCCAAUUGGUGCAUUGCAGGUUGUGCCUUUCAAGAAGGAUAUGAUGAGAUUAAGGAGGGGAAGGAGGAAAAAGUGCCAUUUGUGUAGGAGAAGUGGUUUGAAGACUUUAAUAAUGUGUUCGAGUUGUAGAAAACAAUUCUAUUGCAUGGACUGCAUCAAAGACCAGUAUUCUGAUAUGCAAGAAGAAGUUCAGAUAGCAUGUCCAGUUUGUCGAGGAACUUGUUGCUGUAAGGCCUGCUCAGCAAUUCAAUGUAGGGACAUUGAAUGUAAGGGCUUCUCCAAGGACAAGAGUAAAGUCAACAAAGUUUUACAUUUUCAUUAUUUGAUCUGUAUGCUUCUUCCCGUACUUAAACAACUAAAUCAAGAUCAGAGCAUUGAGCUAGAAAUAGAGGCAAAAAUAAAAGGCCAGAAACCCGCAGAUGUUCAAAUCCACCUGGCAUCAGUUGGCUGCAAUAAGAAGUGUUGUUGCAAUAAUUGCAAGAGUUCCAUUGUGGAUUUCCAUAGAAGCUGCCCAAGCUGUUCCUAUAGCCUUUGCUUAAAUUGUUGUCAAGCUAUAUUUCAAGCGAGCUUACCUGGAAGUGUUAAAGCUCAUAUAUGCAAAUACCCUAAUCGAAGGAAAGCCUGUAAAUCUGGAAAGCAAAUUUCAGAGAUGAAGUCGGUAUGUGUCUCUAAGUGGAAUUAUGGCAAUAAAUAUUUAGAAUCAUCUGUGUUAUUGCCUAGUUGGGAAGUUCCUGAUGGUAAUGGUAUACCUUGCCCAUCCACAGAGUUUGGUGGUUGUGGUGAUAAUCUCCUUGAUUUAAGUUGUCUUUUCCCAUCAAGUUGGACCAAAGAACUGGAAAUAAGUGCAGAGGAAAUAGUUGGUUGCUAUGAGUUGCCAGAAACCUUGGAUGUUUUCUCGCACUGCUCAUUAUGUCUUGGGAUGGACUGUGAAGUUAAUGGGAUUAUGCAGUUGCAAGAAGCAGCUACAAGAGAAAAUUCUAAUGAUAACUUCCUGUAUUAUCCUACUGUUGUGGACAUCCACAGUGAUAACCUUGAACACUUUCAAAAGCAUUGGGGCAAAGGUCAACCUGUAAUUGUUCGUAACAUUCUUCAGGGUACAUCAGAUCUUAGUUGGGAUCCAAUAGUCAUGUUCUGCACUUAUCUUAAAAAUAAUGCUGCCAAGUCUGAGAGUGAGCAGGCUGCUGAUUCCUUGGACUGGUUUGAGGUAGAAAUUGGUAUUAGGCAACUGUUUAUGGGACCUUUUAAGGGUCCAAUACAUGCCAACAAGUGGCAUGAAAAACUAAAAUUGAAGGGUUGGCUUUCUUCCCAUUUAUUUCAAGAACAUUUUCCAGCUCAUUAUGCCGAAAUCCUUCAUGCUCUACCACUUCCAGAAUACAUGGACCCUGUUUCUGGUGUUUUAAACAUUGCUGCAGAAUUGCCACAAGAAAUCGUGAAGCCUGAUCUUGGCCCAUGUGUCUAUAUCUCUUAUGGUAGUGGUGAGAAUCUUGUUCAGGCUGAUUCUGUGGCAAAUUUACGUUAUGAUUCAUAUGAUAUGGUUAAUAUUUUGGCACAUACAACUGAUGUUCCUGUAUCUACAGAACAGCUUAAUUAUAUAAGAAAGUUAAUGAAAAGACACAAGGAACAAAAUGAAGUGCUCGGAGCAGGACUGAUAGAUGGGCAAGAUGUGGAAGAAGUAGGAUUGCAUGAUAUGAUCACAGAAGAAAUGUGCUUACACAAGAAAGUUGCUAGAGUAUCUUGGUUUUCUGCUGCCAGUCACAAAGCACAAACUUUAAGUCUCAAAGAUAGAGACACGUACCUUGAUGAGGAAUGUGAUUCUGAUUCUGAUACUGAUACGGACACUGAGGUCUCAAAAUUUUUCUUUGGGCCUGUUAAAAGCUGCAGGGCAUCAGAAAAUCUUAAGUUUUGUGGGAAGUAUACAGAUGGUUCAAAUCAUUUUGGAAAGCAAAAGGUUGCCGAGUCUUGUGGUGCCCAGUGGGAUGUCUUUCGUAGACAGGAUGUUCCGAAGCUUGUUGAAUACCUGAGAAAGCACUCUAAUGAGUUCAAUCAAACAUAUGGCUUUCAGAAGCUUGUUGGUCAUCCAAUACUUGAUCAGAACUUCUUUCUUGAUACAACUCAUAAAUUGAGGCUUAAGGAGGAGUUCAAAAUUGAACCAUGGACUUUUGAGCAACAUGUUGGAGAAGCUGUCAUCAUUCCUGCUGGAUGCCCUUACCAAAUUAGGCAUCUUAAGUCAUGCGUUAAUGUGGUUUUGGACUUUGUCUCGCCGGAAAAUGUUACAGAAUGCAUCCAGUUGACUGAUGAACUCCGACUGCUUCCAGAGAACCAUAAAGCCAAAGUAGAUAGUCUAGAGGUGAAGAAAAUGACCCUUUAUGGUAUUAGCAGAGCAAUCAAAGAAAUCCGUGAGCUUACUCAUGCAGAGACCAGCGGUGAGCUCAAUGAUCGACAAUGAGGACUGAAGCGGAUCUGAUUUACUUGCAUCUGAGUCCCUCUCCUUACCUAUUUUAUUGUGCAGAGUAUUGUUCUCUGCAGAAUUUCGAUAGAUCUGUGAUAUCAGCAGUAACAAGAAGCUAAUUUCUUCAGAUUAGAUAAAAGAUUGGCAUUCAUUCUCCCUUUUCUAUUUUCUAUUACAACUUGUCUAGUCAAUCAAUUGGUUGUAUAUAAUAAAAAGAAGCCAGAUCACCAUUUGUUUA
Molecule: messenger RNA, 5582 nt
Organism: Hevea brasiliensis (rubber tree)
Lineage: Eukaryota; Viridiplantae; Streptophyta; Magnoliopsida; Malpighiales; Euphorbiaceae
Product: lysine-specific demethylase JMJ28
Exons: 13
Coding region: 2225-5341 (1038 amino acids)
Biological process (GO): regulation of transcription by RNA polymerase II
Cellular component (GO): chromatin; histone deacetylase complex
Molecular function (GO): histone H3K9 demethylase activity; chromatin DNA binding; transcription coregulator activity
Source: RefSeq, a predicted model, not a curated record